Scophthalmus maximus (turbot) is the source of this 1551-nucleotide messenger RNA. It is a transcript of the gene hemk2, whose product is annotated as N-6 adenine-specific DNA methyltransferase 1. Gene Ontology annotation, cellular component: eRF1 methyltransferase complex. Gene Ontology annotation, molecular function: protein methyltransferase activity; S-adenosylmethionine-dependent methyltransferase activity; nucleic acid binding. The coding region runs from base 366 to 1019 and encodes 217 amino acids. Gene Ontology annotation, biological process: methylation. The record is from RefSeq and is a predicted model, not a curated record. Lineage: Eukaryota; Metazoa; Chordata; Actinopteri; Pleuronectiformes; Scophthalmidae. The transcript is spliced from 7 exons.
UGGCCCAACUGGUUUUCGAUUUAACUGGUUCCCGCACCUAGCAGCAGCAGAUGUUAUCCGCUUCAGUCAGCAGAUUCGUCACUCCUUCAGUGAGUAUGAUUGAUCAGUUCGUGUAUUUCCUGAGAGGAGCCGAAGGUAACCAGCUGAUUCAGGUGAACCCAAAUCAACGUGGUCCCCGGAGGAUGACAUCAUCUAUCAAUAUGUGACGGACACCUGCACCUCUUUUGUCGUGGCUCACGGUGAUUAUCGAGGACUUUCAGUGUUGAGUCUUUUGCUGUGGUGCGGGAACAAGUCAAAUAGGAAACCAGUUGGGCCAUAACACCGGGAAGACGUGCCGUGAGCGAAGCUGCAACCGUGGACCAGACAUGUCCACGGGUCACCCGACGCCCGUUUACUCCCACGCCGGACGAGGACGCUUCCAGGAUGUGUACGAGCCCGCGGAGGACUCCUUCCUCCUGAUGGACGCGCUGGAGAAAGACGCGCAGCGGCUGCAGCUGAUGAGCCCUUGUGUGUGCCUGGAGGUCGGCAGUGGCUCUGGAGCGGUCUCCGCGUUUCUGGCCUCAGUGGUUGGAUCUCCGGCUUUGCACAUUUGCACCGAUGUGAAUCCUGCAGCAGCUCAGUGCACAGAGAUGACAGCGUCCUGCAAUAAUGUUCUACUACAGCCGGUUAUCACAGACCUGGUGGACUGCCUUCUGCCCCGGCUGAGUGGAAAAGUGGAUGUGCUCCUGUUUAACCCUCCCUACGUGGUGACGCCAUCAGAAGAGGUCGGCAGCAGAGGCAUAGAAGCAGCCUGGGCUGGCGGGAAGCGAGGGCGAGAAGUGACGGACAGAUUUCUGCCCUUGGUGUCCCAGUUGCUGUCCAGUAACGGGUUGUUUUACCUCAUUACCAUUGCUGAGAAUGAUCCAGAGGAAAUCAUCAAAUUCCUGGGAAACUGUGACUUGAAGGGAGAGCAGUGCUUGUCGGCAAGAGCUGGAAAUGAGAGACUGUCCGUCCUGCGCUUCCACAGGAGCCAGCUAUGAUCUGCCAAAAGAAGUUUGCGCUGGACGGGAUUACAACAAGAAUUUUGCACUGAUAAAAUGGGGACCGGACAUAUUUUGGGGAUAUUCAAUCCACCUAAUGGAAUUUACAAGGACAAGUUUUCCAGUUUUCCGACUGUAUGAGAGGUUGUGUCUGAUGUACACAUUCUGACUUUGCAAAACCGAAAGACAUUUUUAAUCAUGAAUGACAAGUUUGAGUUAUACAGACAAUUCAAGAAUUCAUUACAUGCCUCUUUUAUUAAGUUAAGUUAAUUCCAGUGCAGACACAAUUAUAAAUGUAACAUUUCUUGAAAAGGUAAAAUUUGAAUUUUAUUUCAUUUUGAGUAUGAUGUUUCUUUCUAAUAGAAGUUGAAAUGCUACUCUUAUCUAUGUACGUUUAUAAACUUAUAGCAUCCCGUGAAGAAUAACAGCUCAAACGGUCUGAACAGCAAAAAGUUAAUACUGAGACCUGAAGCAGUACAUUUGUUUUCUAUUCAUCUGUCUUUUUAUAUAAAAUAAAAGGGGUUUUAAGUAA